Molecule: messenger RNA, 2195 nt
Organism: Ictidomys tridecemlineatus (thirteen-lined ground squirrel)
Lineage: Eukaryota; Metazoa; Chordata; Mammalia; Rodentia; Sciuridae
Source: RefSeq, a predicted model, not a curated record
AUGGCGCACGUGGCUGGGGCUUUGGAGCUGCAGAUGGUGGGGCUGGGAUUUGAACUGAUACCUGUUGGCUUCGACCAGAAUCAGUGGCUGGGUAGUGGGCACAGUUGUCUGCCACAGGUGAAGCGGAGGCUGGACCUGGAAACUGACCAUCAGUACCUGGCUGAGAGCAGUGGGCCUGUUCGGGGUAGAGGCCGCCACCCAGGAAAAGGUGCAAAAUCCCCGGGGGAGAAGUCACGCUAUGAGACGUCCCUGAAUCUGACCACCAAACGUUUCCUGGAGCUGUUGAGCCGCUCAGCUGAUGGCGUUGUUGAUCUGAACUGGGCAGCUGAGGUGCUGAAGGUGCAGAAACGGCGCAUCUACGACAUCACCAAUGUCCUGGAAGGCAUCCAGCUCAUUGCCAAGAAGUCCAAGAACCACAUCCAGUGGCUAGGCAGCCACGCCACAGUGGGAAUCGGUGGGCGGCUUGAAGGGCUGACCCAGGACCUCCAGCAACUGCAGGAGAGCGAGCAGCAGCUGGACCACCUGAUGCACAUCUGCACCACACAGCUGCGGCUGCUCUCCGAGGACUCUGACAGCCAGCGCCUGGCCUAUGUGACGUGUCAGGACCUUCGUAGCAUUGCAGACCCUGCAGAGCAGAUGGUCAUGGUGAUCAAGGCUCCUCCUGAGACCCAACUCCAAGCCGUGGACUCUUCAGAGAACUUUCAGAUCUCCCUCAAGAGCAAACAAGGCCCCAUUGAUGUUUUCCUGUGCCCUGAAGAGAGUGUGGGCGGGAUCAGCCCAGCAAAGACUCCAUCCCAGGAGGCAGCUUCUGGAGAGGAGGACAGGACAACUGACCCCGUCACCACAGUGCCACCACCAUCACCUCCGCCUUCGUCCCCUGCUAUGGAUCCCAGCCAGUCCCUGCUCAGCCUGGAGCAAGAGCCACUGUUGUCAAGGAUGGGUGGCCUGCGGGCCCCCAUGGAUGAGGACCGCCUGUCCCCGCUGGUGGCUGCUGACUCACUCCUGGAGCAUGUGCGGGAAGACUUCUCCGGGCUCCUGCCUGAGGAGUUCAUCAGCCUCUCCCCACCCCACGAGGCCCUCGACUACCACUUUGGCCUUGAGGAGGGUGAGGGCAUCAGAGACCUCUUCGACUGUGACUUUGGGGAUCUGACCCCCCUGGAUUUCUGACAGGUCCUAGGGGGCCAGGGUCUCCUGAGAUGCCCCUCCCUGUCUCUGCAGCCCUGGAGCCCCCUGCCCUAGGCCAUCCUUCCAGCCCUUUUGGAAAAAUAAUUUAUACCCUUUCUCCCAUCUCAGCAGCUUCUAGCUCUGGGGUCUGGCUGCCACCAGGAGGUUGAGCAGGCCAGGAAGGGAAGGAUUCUGUUUGUGGUGUGUAUGUGCAUGCACCCAGCACCCCACGUGUGUGUAACUGGGGUGAGUGGUGUGUGAAUAUGUGUGUGUGCAUGUACCGGGGAAUGAAGGUGAACACAUCUGUGCGUGCACUGCAGACACGCCCCAAUGUGUCCACGUGUGUGCAUGAGUCCAUGUGUGUGCAUGGGGGGCUCUAACUGCACUUUCGGUCUCCUUGCUCCAGGGGCCUUUGAAGGCCCAGGGUUGGCCGCCUGCCCCCAGAAUCCUGUGUGCUGACCUGGCCAGGCAGGGAGGCCUUGGCUGGUUGGGUUUGCAAGAGCACUUCUGUCUUAAGGUUUUCUGAUCGAAGCUUUAAUGGAGCGUUAUUUAUUUAUCUAGGCCUCUUUGGCAAGCCUGGGAAACAAGACUGGGAGGGAUGUGGGGUUGAUACCCUAACUCCCUGUACCCCUGAGCAAAGACAGGGGUCCCCAAGUGGUUCUUUUGCCCCAUCCCGAGGGAGCUGAGGCCUGAGCGAUUUAUUUAUUGGGGAAAGGCAGAAGGGAGACAGACUGACUGACAGCUAUGGGUGGAUGGAGGUGUGGUCCCUUUCCAGGGGUCACUUCAGAGCCCCAGAUGCCCUCCCCAUGGAUAUGAGAUGGGAGAGGUGAGUGGGGACCUUCAUUAACAGGGUGGGCAGGAGGGGUGGGUGAAGGGCUCCCCAGCCUAGACUGAGGGGCCCCUCCUGUGGUGUUUGAAGUGCCCCCCUACCACUUAUUGCUCUGCUCCACCCUCCAAUCUGCACUUUGAUUUGUUUCCUAACAGCUGUUUCCUCCUGCUUUGGUUUUAAUAAACAUUUUGAUGAUGUUUGG